Molecule: messenger RNA, 1995 nt
Organism: Laccaria bicolor S238N-H82
Lineage: Eukaryota; Fungi; Basidiomycota; Agaricomycetes; Agaricales; Hydnangiaceae
Exons: 6
Coding region: 19-1995 (658 amino acids)
Source: RefSeq, a predicted model, not a curated record
CUGACGCCGCUCAAUUUCAUGCCAGUCAGAAUCGGCGCAACUUCUGCCAGUGCGUCGAAUAAGGAACAAUGUUGUCAAGAGUGCGCAGGACUGGAAAAGAGUGCACAAGAUGAACUGGGCCAAGAAAUUGUCGAGGAUGCGUGGGUGUGGAAAGUCUACAACGACGAGGCAACGAAGGCUGAUGACGCACUCUUCGAGGCGUGUAAUCGAGGAAUGGACGUGCUUCUAGUUUUUACGGGUUUAUUCUCGGCUGUGUUGACGACGUUCGUCGUACAAUCGUAUCAACAGAUGCUCCCCUCUUCCGUCGACACCACCAACGUCCUAUUAGCGCAAUUAAUCGCACUUCAGGACAAUAAUACAAGAACAUCACCCUCAGCGCUUCUCUCAUCCAUUCCUCAAAUCGCUUCCCCGACGACGCGCGAGAUUCACUGGGUAAAUGGCUUAUGGUUCGCAGCUCUAGCAUGCAGUUUAUCGGCUGCGCUAGUUUCGAUGCUCGCGAAGCAGUGGCUCGUACCACCAGCCUAUGAAUCUGGCUCGCACCGAUACCGAGCUCGCCAGCGCCAAGUGAGGUAUACACAACUCGAGGUCUGGCACGUAUUUGCUCUAAUCAACGGACUGCCGUUGCUCCUCCACGCUGCGUUGUUGCUCUUCUUUGCUGGCCUCAUUGUCCUACUUUGGUCUGGCGACACAGGCAUUAUGGCAACCACCUUCGUUAUUGUCGCACUGGCGUAUACAUUUUAUUUUGGGUCUAUGUGGCUUUCGCUGCUGUAUCCUUAUUGUCCAUAUCAGCACCCAAUCUCUGCACACUUACGAAUAUGGAUGAUGGAGCCAAGUUCGUUCCUUUCAAUUGACAAGGACAUUGGAAGUGGAAGCAAGGAGGUCUUGCGCUACCCUGUGGCGAUUCAGCACCCAGCUGAAGAGGUUGAUGCAGAUGACCGCGUUGACACGGCCGCGUUGAUAUGGAUGCUUCAUCGCUGCACCAACACCGAAGCAUGUUCAGCAGCAGUCCAAGCGAUGGCUGGGUUGCCCAGGGACUUCACUGCUUCACAUAUCCUUCGUGAAGCUGGAGCAGUCGACACUAUCUUGCGGAAAUUUCAACUUUGCUUUCAGAUGGAUUCUACCCACGAGGCACAAUGGCAUGUUGUGGAUCCACGGAGCGCUGAGAAAUAUUGUCGAGCGUGGAUGAAUUCAACCCGAGGUACCGGUCAUAAGUGGCCACGGGCACUCUUUGAGCCAUUGCAAAAGCUCAUCGACCAGGAUUUCGAGAUGGAUGUGGCCGCAAUAGCGUCGUGCACGAUGGCGUUGGCCGCUAUGGACAAUCGCUGUGCGCAAAUGGGCGUCAUCACACAUUUAGAACAUUUUGCAAACGGCGAUAGACAAUACAGGCAGGCUACGCAGUGUUGGUUGCUUGGGACAUUUGUGGACUGUUCCUUCAACUGGGAGCUCGAGGCAGCAGUCAUAGAGGCUAUUACCAGCAAGGCUGUUCCGAUCCUCUUGCGCCUUUUCAAGUCAGCGAAGGCCGCCCCCAUGGCCGACGUAAGGUGUGCCAUCGUGCUAGCCCUAAGUUCUGUGACUGGUGGCAUCCACAACCUGGACACGCUCAAGAGCGAAAAUAGUCGACGUGAACGGUAUUUCGAGCUAAUCAUUCCAGCUCUCUCCAUCAUCGUUCAAGAUCCCACGCGAUUCGGGAUCAAGGAGGACUUGUUGGAAAUGGCGGCUUGCGAGCUUUCACACCUUGCUUCUCCCACGUUCUUCAGGGCACAAGUAUUUCAACCUGCACUGAAAAAUGUCAUUCGAAAGAGCUUGUCCAAGCUGUAUGCGGACGGGAAGGUCAGAGUAGGUCUCGUUUCUGACCACAUCCUCGCGGACGCCCUGCAGAUUCUGUUCCCACCCAUGGAUAUAUGCUGGGAGAAACGGACUCAAUUUGUUGCAAUACUUUUGGACACGCUAUCCGCAUCAUCCCAUCCUGGUGUCGUUGGUUGCACAUAUGGGUGA